Molecule: messenger RNA, 2581 nt
Organism: Brassica rapa (field mustard)
Lineage: Eukaryota; Viridiplantae; Streptophyta; Magnoliopsida; Brassicales; Brassicaceae
Product: E3 ubiquitin-protein ligase SIRP1
Biological process (GO): protein ubiquitination
Cellular component (GO): cytoplasm
Molecular function (GO): ubiquitin protein ligase activity
Source: RefSeq, a predicted model, not a curated record
AUAUUUCAUUAAGAAAAAAGUUAGGGAUGUUAUUAAAAACCCCAUAAUAUUAAUAUCUAAUACAAAGAGUUUGUUAAUCCAUGCAUGUCUACGAUUGGCUUUAGCCAAGUGAGUAUUAUACAAGAUAAGUUGGUACAUACAAAAGGAUAUAGCUUAAUUAGCGAUUGCAUCAGCACACAUUAGUUAGCUUGUCAUCCUCCAAAGAAAUAAAAGUAGGUUGGAAUCAUCUUCUUGUAGUACCAGCACCUCCACUGUGAAUGUAUAUGUAGUUUUGGCUCUUCUUGAGGAUACUCUAACACCUUGAUUAGCAUUUUGGAUUCACUUUCAAACUUUUCUUUCUCAUUAUCAAAAUUGUCUCAACAAUAAUAUUGCCGCAGCCUCUGCUUCUAGAAGAGACCUAAACAUAGGAUGCUUUGGCACGUCCCAUCCCACUUCACCUCUCCUUUCUCACUCUCAGACCUCAUCCUAUACCACAUAAGUCUAAAUCUUGCUUCUGAAAAACAAUAAAUACAUGUCUAAACUCUAUAGUUCACCUCUGCUUUCUCAUUUUCACUGGUGGCUGGUUUGUAGGUCGGGACUCGGGAAGUUAAGUAGGUAGUGAUGGGUAAUGGGUCGCAACUCGCAAGACAUAUACGGCCCUUCGUAAUUAAGACUCUGUAACAAUAAAUACAUUUCUCAUGGGGUCCAUCAUUUGUGUAUGUAUGUGCAUGAUAUAGAUGAAUGACUAAACAGUAACGGUAAAAGUUAACAAAAAAAAACACUAGACUUCACUUUUUUUUCUCUUCAACGUUCUCAAUUAUAACAAGUGCUUACAAACCUUUUCGAUGAAGACAAAAACAAACAAAUAAGUGAAUAUGAUAUAACAAUAUACGUAUUUCAUAAUCACAUGCACACUUGUUCAAAUCCCCACCUGAAAGGGCAAAGAUGUGACUGCUAUUGAGGAGUCUCGAAUCUAAGUCAGUGUGUGUCGAUGCCCACCUACAAGACAGUCCACUGAUCAAGAUAAUAAACAGAACGAUUCCUUGAAAAGAGGCAAGUGACAUUAUCACAAAUGCUGUGUGGAACAAAAGCGUCAAGCUAGGAGGCAUCUCAACUAAUCAAAGCAUUAACGAAUUGUGUAUGUGAAGAAAACUGCUCAAGACUUAAAAGAGUGAUGAACAAGAUUAAACGACAACGUGUAGUAAAAAAGCCCAACCAAUAAAUAUGUAUUCUUUUAAAGAAAAGCCCACGAGCUAAAAACGGAUGGUUAAUUUAAUCAGCUGAUCUAAUUAGCUAAUUAAUUAAUAAUAGAUCAUCAGCUGAUUUCAUUGUAGUUAGGUGAUUAAACUAACGAGAGACAGUUAGAGAGUAGAGACAAAUAAAAAGGCAGAAAGAAGGAAGGAAGGAAGGAUCUAGAAGAAUCAUCCUCCACAUACAAAACCCUUAAACUCCCCCCAGGACUUCUUCCUCCUUAUAGCUCUCUUUAUUUCUCGUUUGUUGUUGAAGAGGACAAAGAAAGUAUGGAAGAAGAAACGACGGCGUAUUGGUGCCACACGUGUUCUCAAACAGUGACUUCUUUAACAACGGAAGAAGCUGGAAUCAAAUGCCCCUUUUGUCAAAGCGGCUUCCUUGAAGAGAUGCAACAACGAGAGGACACCAACGUUCACAGACCAAUGGAUUCCAUCUUGACUCCCAUCUUCAUGGAAAUGAUGAACAAUUCCGCAAGGAUCCACCCCGGAGCCGAUAUGGAUUCCCAGCUUCAAGAGAUUCUCAGGAGAAGGGGCAGACGUCCCGUUUCCAUUGACCAGUUGCUUCAGGGAAUAUAUGCUGGCUUAACACUUGCCCCUGCUGCUGCUGCUGCUGAUGAUAACAAUCGAGAGAGAGGACGCGUGAUCGUCACCAACCCCUACAAUCAGAUCGUGGCUGUCCCGAGCUCUGCUGUUUCCAACACUCUGCCUCCCGUUGCUGGUUCCCUCAGCGAGUACUUCAUCGGUCCUGAGUUCGAAGCCAUGCUUGAGAGUUUGACUGAGACUGAUCCUAGGAGGUAUGGAACGCCUCCAGCUAGGAGAGAUGCGUUUGAGGCUUUGGCUAGUGUCGAAAUCAAAGAGGCGGAGGCGGGGCUGGAGUGUUGUGUGUGUUUGGAUGACUUUGAGAUGGGAACUGUGGGGAAACAGAUGCCGUGUAAGCACAUCUUUCACAGUGAUUGCUUGCUCCCUUGGCUUCAGCUUCAUAGCUCUUGCCCGGUUUGUAGGUAUCAGCUACCGACUGCGGAGGACGAGACAAAUGGUGGUGGUGGUCGGUCUUCUUCGACAAGCAGCAGCAGCCAGGGAUCUGAGAGCACCCGAGAUGAUGAUGGUGAUAGGAGCAUGCUCGACGAUCCCAUGGAAGCUUAGCCACCUGGUUCUCAACAUAGCAGAGCAAUACAUAGGAGCAAGAGAAGAUGAUGAAACAACCAUAAGCUGUUUUACUUUUGGUCUGUACAUAAAAAAAGGUUCUAGGAUUUUGGUUGAAUUCUAAGCUCUACUACCCUUUUGGAAAACAAAAAAAAACUAUCAUUUUGUGAUGUUUUAUGGUAAUGAAACUUUCUACCUUUUGGUUAGAA